AUGACUGCUGUUCAUCGCUUGGUCAUCGUUCGUCACGGUGAGAGCCAGUGGAACCAGGAGAACCGUUUCUGCGGCUGGUUCGAUGCCGACCUCAGUGAGAAAGGCGUGGAGGAGGCCAAGCGUGGUGCCCAGGCCAUCAAGGACGCUGGCAUGAAGUUCGACGUUUGCUAUACGUCCGUGCUUAAGCGUGCCAUCAAGACGCUGUGGACCAUCAUGGAGGGAACGGACCAGAUGUGGCUGCCUGUGAUUCGUACCUGGCGUUUGAACGAGCGUCACUACGGUGGCCUCACGGGUCUGAAUAAGGCAGAGACAGCGGCGAAGCACGGAGAGGAGCAGGUGAAGUUAUGGAGACGUUCCUUUGAUAUCCCUCCUCCUCCCAUGGACAAGGACCAUCCGUACAACCAGAUCAUCAGCGAGUCUCGUCGCUACAAGGGUCUGAAGGCGGGUGAACUUCCCACUUGUGAAUCCCUCAAGGACACCAUUGCCCGUGCUCUGCCAUUCUGGAAUGAAGUCAUUGUUCCCGAAAUCAAAGCUGGAAAGAAUGUAAUCAUUGCAGCCCAUGGCAACAGUCUGCGUGGCAUCGUGAAGCACUUGGAAGGCAUGUCCGACGCAGCCAUCAUGGAGCUCAACCUUCCCACUGGAAUCCCUAUUGUGUACGAACUGGAUGCCGACCUGAAGCCCGUCAAACCCAUGUCUUUCCUGGGAGACGAGGAGACCGUGAAGAAGGCCAUGGAGGCUGUGGCUGCUCAGGGCAAAGUCAAGAAGUAA
Molecule: messenger RNA, 768 nt
Organism: Knipowitschia caucasica
Lineage: Eukaryota; Metazoa; Chordata; Actinopteri; Gobiiformes; Gobiidae
Source: the annotation of a GenBank genome assembly